This is a messenger RNA of Pimephales promelas (fathead minnow), 3406 nucleotides long. It is a transcript of the gene spg7, whose product is annotated as SPG7 matrix AAA peptidase subunit, paraplegin. The record is from RefSeq and is a predicted model, not a curated record. Gene Ontology annotation, molecular function: metalloendopeptidase activity; ATP-dependent peptidase activity; ATP binding. Gene Ontology annotation, biological process: mitochondrial protein processing. Gene Ontology annotation, cellular component: membrane; m-AAA complex. Lineage: Eukaryota; Metazoa; Chordata; Actinopteri; Cypriniformes; Leuciscidae.
UGAAAGUUCAACAGACAUGUUUCCCGAGCCUGUACGGUAAACAUCAAUAGAGUUCACGGCUUUAAUAUGUCCUUGUGAUUGUAUCAUUUAAGACUUUAUAUUGUAUUUAAACGUUUUAUUUGCUCUGUAUAUUUCCGGAAUAUCAGAGUAGAAGACGUGGUUGUUAUUUAUUUGCAGCUAUAUUUGGCUGUGUUGGAUAAGAGCAGCAGAAUCAUUAUGACAGUUGUGUGCUAUUUCAGCUCCUAAAGAGGUCACAUUAAAGACUGGCAUUCGCUCUGGUAUAGUAUGUAUUUGAUCCAAGCGACGCGAUAAACCAGAUUGUACUAUGGCAGCGCUACUUUUGCUGCGUGGAAGCAAGCGUUGGUCGUUGUCGAAUCGUUUCAGUUGUUUUCAAUCCAGCAGAAAACUCCUGGAGAACAAUGUGACUUCAUACUCGUCUUUAGUGACUGCAAACACAAGAGGACUAAAAUCAGGACGCAUUCAGAACAUUUUGACAAAGCCUUUAAUCCCAAGGCUUAUUGGACUUGAACUCCACAGUCGCCACAAAUUGGUCACAAAUCCUAUGAAACUGUGGAAACUUUUAGGAACUACUCAUUAUUUCAGCACAUCCAACAGAAGACAUGAAAAGAAAGAGGGUGGUAAAGGGAAGACCCCAGAGGAGGAUGAAGACGAGAAAAAGAGACGAGAGCAGGAGGAUCAGAUGUAUAAGGAGCGACUGCGCACACUUUUUAUUAUCGCCGUCAUCAUGAGCUUGCUCAACUCCAUCAAUACCAGUGGGGGAAACAUAUCCUGGAAUGAUUUUGUAAAUGAAAUGCUGGCCAAAGGAGAGGUGUCGCGAGUACAGGUGGUACCAGAGAGUGACAUCGUGGAGAUCUACCUUCACCCCGGCGCAGUCAUCUUCGGAAGACCUAGACUGGCCCUGAUGUACCGAAUGCAGGUGGCCAAUAUUGACAAGUUUGAGGAGAAGCUCAGAGCAGCAGAAGAAGAACUGAGCAUAGAUGCCAAAGACAGAAUUCCAGUGAACUACAAGCGCACGGGCUUCUUCGGGAAUGCCCUUUAUGCUCUCGGUAUGGCUGCCAUUGGGGUCGCAAUCCUCUGGUACAUCUUCCGACUGGCAGGAAUGGGUGGGCGAGAUGGUGGUUUUAGUGCAUUUAAUCAGUUGAAAAUGGCUAAAUUCACUAUCGUCGAUGGGAAAUCUGGGAAAGGGAUAAGCUUCAAAGAUGUUGCGGGUAUGCAUGAGGCCAAGAUGGAAGUCAAAGAGUUUGUGGACUAUCUAAAGAAUCCCGACCGAUACCUUCAGCUCGGGGCCAAGGUCCCGAAAGGCUCUCUGCUCCUGGGACCCCCUGGCUGUGGGAAAACCCUGCUGGCUAAAGCAGUGGCGACCGAGGCUCAGGUGCCCUUUCUCGCCAUGGCAGGGUCAGAGUUUGUGGAGGUGAUUGGAGGCCUUGGUGCCGCACGAGUGCGAAGUCUUUUUAAAGAGGCUCGUGCUCGAGCUCCAUGCAUCGUCUACAUCGACGAGAUCGAUGCCGUGGGGAAGAAACGCUCCACAAACAUGUCUGGUUUCUCAAACACCGAGGAAGAGCAGACCCUCAAUCAGCUGCUCGUGGAGAUGGACGGAAUGGGAACCACAGAUCAUGUGAUUGUCCUGGCUUCCACUAAUCGCGCAGAUGUUCUGGACAAUGCCCUCAUGAGACCCGGCCGGCUCGAUAGGCACAUAUUUAUCGACCUGCCAACUCUUCAGGAGAGGAAGGAGAUCUUUGAGCAGCACCUGAAGAUCCUGAAGCUGACGCAGCCGGCGGACUUCUACUCGCUGCGUCUGGCUGAGUUUACCCCCGGCUUCAGCGGGGCCGAUAUCGCCAACAUCUGCAAUGAAGCCGCCCUUCACGCCGCCAGAGAGGGAUUCAAGUCCAUCGAUACCUUUAACUUCGAAUAUGCUGUGGAGAGAGUCAUCGCAGGGAGUGUGAAGAAGAAUAAAAUCUUAUCUAAAGAGGAGCAGAAGGUGGUGGCCUUCCAUGAGUCUGGUCAUGCUUUAGUCGGAUGGCUGCUAGAACACACCGAAGCUGUCAUGAAGGUCUCAAUCGCUCCCAGGACGAAUGCCGCUUUGGGCUUCGCUCAGAUCCUGCCGAGGGAUCAGUAUUUGUUCACCAAAGAGCAGCUGUUUGAGAGGAUGUGCAUGGCUUUGGGCGGACGAGCCUCUGAGGCCAUCACCUUCAAUAAGGUCACCACAGGUGCUCAGGAUGACCUACGCAAGGUGACGCGCGUGGCCUACUCCAUGGUGAAGCAGUACGGCAUGGUUGCCAGCGUGGGCCAGAUGUCCUUCCCUGAAGAUGAUCAGGGAGGAAUUGGACGGAGACCAUUCAGCCAAGGCCUCCAACAGCAGAUGGACCAUGAAGCUAAGUUGCUAAUAGCACAGGCCUACCGGCGCACAGAGAAACUGCUUCUGGACAACAGAGACAAACUUAUCUUGCUGGCUAAUGCCCUGCUCGAGAGGGAAGUGGUCAACUAUGACGACAUCGAGGCUUUGCUUGGACCUUCUCCGUUUGGUCCCAAAAAGAUGAUUGCUCCUCAAAGCUGGGUGGAGGCCGAACGAGACAAGCAGGACACUGGAGAAGACGAGCCCCGCAGACCCCAGAGACCCCGCAAAGACACGCAGGACGACGAGAUCAACCUGAGCCCAGCGUGAGCGCAAACACACUGGAUCUGGGGAAGAAAAAACCCCAAAUCUUUGAUGUCCGGACUGACUGAACAGUAACGGCAACAUGUGUUCUUCGCUGAUUGGAUUAUUUUGGCUUGUAAUUAUACAGGUGAAACUGGAAAAAUUAGAAUAUGAUGCAAAAGUUCAGUAAUUCAACUUAAAAGCUGAAACUAAUAUACUAUAUAGGCUCAUUACAUGCAAAGUGAGAUAUUUCAAGCUUUUAUUUGUUAUAAUUGUGAUGAUUAUGGCUUACAGCUUAUGAAAACACCAAAUUCAACAUUAGAAUACUGUGAAAAGGUUUUCAGCUGUAAAACAUAAUCAUCAAAUCUCUCACUUUGCAUGUAACGAGUCCAUAUAAUAUAUUAGUUUCACCUGUUAAGUUGUUAUUUCUGAACUUUUGCAUGAUAUUCGAAUUUUUCCAGUUUCAUCUGUAAUUUAAAUGUCUUUAGGACAUUUGAUUAAGAAAUAAAGGCAACGUCUAAGCAUCAAUCAAGCAUUUAAGAGCUUUUUUUCACUCUUUUAAAGAGUAGCAGAAACCUCCUUUGAGAAUUACACGAAAUCGGUUUUUAAAACAGUUGAGCGUCUUUUCCAGAUCAGCUCAAACUGGUUUUGUUAGACGGAGUUAGCAUUGCCAGCUGUAAAUCUGAAGUCAUCUUGCGAUGUCAGUGGAUAUAUUCUGCACCAUAUGUAAUAAAUUGUUAUUCUUGUGUG